Adineta steineri is the source of this 774-nucleotide messenger RNA. The record is from the annotation of a GenBank genome assembly. Lineage: Eukaryota; Metazoa; Rotifera; Eurotatoria; Adinetida; Adinetidae.
AUGGAUGACAAACUAUCUCAAUCAUCAGAUUUCAUUCAUGAUAAUAGAACAUUAUCACCAUCAUCAUCAUCAUCAUCAUAUGUUUCAAAACUUGCGAUAAUACCUACAGAAUUAUCCAUUGAUCAACAACAACAACAUGAUAGUUCCAAUUCAUCAGAUUCUUCUGAAUAUGAUAUUACUAAUGUAUCAUCAAUAUCUAUGUCACAUCAACAUCCAUUUCAACUUCAAUCAAUGAAACAUGUUCUAUUAGGUUUAUCUCCUUCAACAAGUCGUUCAACAUCUCCUACAUAUUCUUUUCAUCAUCAACAACAAUUAAAUGAAACAAAUGUCUCAAUCAAAAAAAAUUCUCAUCAUCAUCAUUAUGAACAACCAUUCAUACAUAACAAUAGAAAUAAUCACUAUCGAACUCGUUUAGCUUCAUCUGCAAUUAAUCGUCAGAAACAACAACAACAAAUUGAACGUGAAAAUUUAAAAAUUUUACAACGUCUACAACAAAUUCGUCCAAGUCGUAGUUUAAAACGAGAUGAAUUAUUAUCUGAUUAUGAUCGUCAAAUGAAUCUUAUUACAUAUUCAACUGAUUCACGUUCUCGUGUUCCUAGUCGUCUUUCAAAUACAUCUUUUAUAUCAUCUACUUCUUCUGUAUCAGAAAAAAAUCAUCACAUUCAAAGUCGACCAUUAUCUGCUACUCAUUUAUCGAAUAGAAAUAGUCUAGAUUUCUUUUCAAUAUCAACACGAAAACCAUUAUGGAAUGAUCGUUGGCAACAAGAAGAAUGA